AUGCUGCGUAAUCUAUCUUGGCGACUUGGCGACUUGGUCGAGCAGUGUGAAGCACAACCUUGCCGACAUAACAAUUUCGAUUAUCUCUGCCUAAUCACCUGGCUGCAAGAGCAAGCAACUUGCCAGCUGUGCAAGAGUGAUGUCCACGAAGUCCGAUACGAGCUAGGUGAGGAUGGGAGGCAAGGAAAGGUCUACAAACUCACGGGGAGGUCCGGGCCUGAGACGUCGAGUGACCGGGCUGAAGAACGCUUGAGCAGAUCGGUGUACGAAGACGAAACUAUUCAGAGACAACGUUUCGUCUACCGGCUUGACCUCUACUCUCUUCACGUAGGUCCGAACAGGCGACAACCUGCGGCGUCGAGAUACAGAGAGCUGUCACCGCAACUCUUCAUGACGGACCCAGAGCUCGUAUCUCGAGCUAGAAUGUGGCCACGCCGCGAGCUGCGUGUCUUCAAAAUUCUCUAUGCAGACGGCGACUCGCUAGAUGACCACGAUCCCAUCCGCAGACGCAGAGCUGGCAAUGCAGAGUUCUUGCUCAAAUACACCGUUGCCAUUCUCAAAACAAUGGAUUUUUUUUUGAUCCCAAAGUCGCAAUCUUCUGUUGAGCAAUUAUACCUGCCUUGGAUCUUGUUUGGGCAGACGCUACCUAAUUAGGUCUGAGAAAGUUCACGAUGCAAGCCUCUAGCUUCGCAUACUCUGCAAAUCCGUACCGACUUCUUGCUAGUCUUCAUUUGCUUUGCGAGAGAGAUCUGAGUCCUGGUCUGAAUCUUGAAGUUGACUUUCGAUUGGAAGAAAUCCCUCAUUUUUUAGCCUCAUUUUUUUGGAGUUGGCAGGCUUUUAGGCAGUGUGUUGGUAAAGUUGAUAAUACCAAGGGUUUGAGUAAAUCGAUAACGAGUUAUGAUUAGCGAAGCAGACUCGUACCAUAAUAAGGCUCGCUUAUUACACGGACUACGUAAUAUUCUAGGAAAGCUGUGAGUAUGUUAAUUGCUCAGUAUAUAUUACCAAAAAGUAUGCCAUA
Mollisia scopiformis is the source of this 1018-nucleotide messenger RNA. RefSeq lists its product as uncharacterized. Bases 1 to 654 code for a protein of 217 amino acids. Gene Ontology annotation, biological process: protein polyubiquitination; protein monoubiquitination. Lineage: Eukaryota; Fungi; Ascomycota; Leotiomycetes; Helotiales; Mollisiaceae. The transcript has a single exon. Gene Ontology annotation, molecular function: ubiquitin protein ligase activity. The record is from RefSeq and is a predicted model, not a curated record.